GUAACAGAGGAGAUGCGAAAGGUGUUACUGUUCCGAGACUUCAUGCAUGGACUAUCCCCAGUAACCUGGAGUAAGGUGCAGAAGCAGCGUUGUCAAACACUGGAAGACGCAGUGGAGUUUAUACAGGAUGCGGAAGCUGUCGCGUUAGUGGCGCUGGGUGCACAGGUGCAAGAAGAACGAGGUCGGAAAGGUGACAAGGACCAAAGGUUUAAGGAGAGAAACGGAACGAAAUAUCCGCGGGAACAAGGAAAUCCACGUAAUACGGAGCGGCGGCGACAAAACGCGCCUCGAAGGUACUGUUCCAUCCAUAAGUCUAAUUCGCAUAACACCAGUGACUGCCGAAGUAACAACGCAACAAGAGACCGGAAGGCGAAAGGUGGAUACUCCAAAGGGAAUGGAAAGAAACAGGCUUCGGAAGAGGUGAAGAACCAGCAGAGCGUAAACGUAAUCCAGGAACCAGAAUCGUCGGGACAAGCCCCGUAUCUGAGAGGGAAGUUGGAGAACGUCUCGGUGAAGUUCCAGAUCGACACGGCAGCGUCGGUAAAUGUAGUUUCCAAGGCAUGGUGUGACCGUAAUAAGAAGACGAUCCAGCCGCUCGCUGAGGGCAAAAGCCGCACAAUGGACACCGCGAAUGGUGUCACAGCUGUGCUUGGGCAGGUCGUCGGUGAGGUAACACUAAUGGAGCAUCCGACAUACAAGUCCCGAGAAACGUUCUACGUGUUGACACACAUUAAGAAUGAUUGUACGUUAGGCAUGACCUGGCUAGCGGACAACCGAGUAGUAGUGUGGGCCUGGGAAAGGAUUCUAUUGGUAGAAGGACACGUGUUGCACACCCAGGAGGAGUCGGAAGACUGCGAUCCGUUGAGGAAAGUGUUUUCGAUCUGUACGAUUCAGGAAGGCGAACCCAAGAAGCUAAGUCGCGAGGAGUUAAUGAGGAAGAUCGCAGCGCAGGCACACAUAGUUGGAGUGCAACCACCGAUCACAGAGGCUCGAAUGGAGAUUGAACUAACAACGUCUGAACCCAUUAUCGGCCCGGUGUAUGCGGUACCGCUGCGCCUGCUCGAACCCGUCAAGGAGGAGAUCGACAGAUUAUUGAAAGAAGGAUGUAUCCGACCAGCGAAAACGAAGUACUAUUCGUCACCAGCAUUCGUGAUAAGGAAGCGCAACGGCAAGGUUAGGAUGGUCGUAGACUAUCGAGCGAUUAACAAGGUAACGCGACCAGAAGCAUAUCCGUUUCCGAAUAUGAUGGACAUUAUUCGAGAGAUCCCCAAAAGCAAGGUGUUUUCGCAGAUGGACCUACGGCAGGGCUAUCAUCAGGUGGAAGUAGCAGAGAAAGCGCGCAAGUUCACAACCUUUAUUAUUCAGAACCGACAGUAUGAGUAUUUGCGAGUACCAUUUGGACUCAAGAACGCACCACGAGUUUUCCAGAUGAUUAUCUUUGAUAUAGUGGGCCACUUACCGUUCGUGAAGGUCUUCCUUGAUGACAUUCUAGUGUUCUCAAAUUCGGAAGAGGAGCAUAUUCAGCACUUGAACGAGAUCAUACAGCUAAUGCAGGCGCGCAACGUUAUUAUCAAUGUGGAGAAGAGCAACUUCUUUUGUAAGUCAGUGACGUACCUAGGACACGUAAUAAGCGAACAGGGAAUCCAACCGAGCCUGGACAGGGUAGAAGCGCUAGAGCGCGUGAAAGCACCAAAGUCACGGAAGGAUAUUGAGAGCAUUAUAGGAUUACUUAACUGGUACCGACCGUUUAUUCCACAACUGAGUGAGGAGCUAAGACCGUUACUAGCUAAGAUGAAAGGGGAUCAACGCAAGGAAAAAGGCAAGAUCAUAUGGACAGCAGAAGACGAUCGGUUACUGCAAAAGCUAGUGCAGAUUAUCCGCAAGCGGAUCCUAUUAUCGAUACCGGACGUUAACAAACCGUUCGUACUGUUAACCGAUGCGUCUAAUUACUGUGUGGGAGCAGUAUUGAUCCAAGAGGAGAAUCCAAUAGGACUCUAUAGUAGUGCGUUGUCUAAAUCGGAGCUAAACUAUACAGUGGAAGAGAAGGAACUAUUAGCGGUGGUAAAAGCGUUACAGCAUUUCAAAAACAUAAUCUUUCUGUCCGAAAUUACAGUGCAGACCGACCACCAAAAUCUACUUUAUUAUCGAGCACUGGACAGUAGUAGAGCAGAACGUUGGAAGAUUCAGCUCCAGGAGUACGAUCUAACUUUUAAGUAUAUCAAGGGCGUUAACAAUAGUAUGGCCGAUUUUCUGUCGCGAAAGAUACUUUCGAAAGACACUUCAGCAACACCGCUAGUUGCUAUGUCCCAGCUACAGAAGGAUAAGGGCCUAGAUACCAAAUGCCAACCGGUAACGCAUAAUAUAAGCGUAAUUUCCGAUGUACUUGGUAAUGAAAACCAGAGAGAGGCUACUAUGGAUGAAAGGUUUAGUAAGAGCCAGCCAGAUCAAGGAGAUCAGGAGCACCACCAAAAGAGAGUGGAGCAAAAAGUGGCCGGAACCGUAGGUAAUCAGGAAGGAACCCGAAAGAAGCGUAGCGUAGAUCCGCGUGAAGGUCGGGAAAUAGUCAAAGCGGCACAUGAAGCCUUGGCUCAUCCCGGACAACGGAAGUUAGGUAGGACGAUUGAAAGUCUGUAUUGCAUAGCAGGAUUAAAGGAUAUUGUGGAGCAAGUGGUCAAGUCGUGUGCAAAGUGUCAACAGUAUAAGCCACGGAGAACUCUGGCAAAGAGGGAAGAUCAACUGGGGCAAUUGCAAACGACCGAAGUAAUGCAACAUAUAUGCUCAGAUAUAGUAGGACCUUUUAUGACAAGAGAGUUUAAAGGAAGCUAUAAGCCACGCAUGUUUUAUGUCCUGACCAUAACGGAUCGAUGCAGCCAUUGGACCCAAUUAGUAGUAUUACAUCGAUUAGGAUCGAAGCAAAUUAUCAAGGCAUUGGAGAAGUGGUUUGAACAAUUCGGGACCCCGCAAACCGUCUUGCACGAUCAAGGGCGGCAGUACGUAGCAGAGGAAACUCAGCAAUUCCUGAGGGAGAAGGGAGCCAAGUCCGUAAGGACUAGUCCGUACAAUCCGACAGGGAACUCGGUAUCGGAACGGCUGAACCAGGAGAUAGUAUUUGUGCUGAGUCAUUUCAAGCGAACACAUUCCAUUAGUGAGUGCAUUAGGAUGGCAGAGAAACGUUUGCAGCAAACGUACCAUCGUACCAUUGCGUGUACGCCGUUUGAACUAGUGCAUGGAUAUCAUCCACUUGAUCCAGACCAACACAAGAUAAAUGUGGAGGAGAAGAUUAAGCAGAUCCAAAGGAGGCUCCUAGCCAGGGACCAAACGGGAGAUAGACAACCCGCAACGAAUACACCUGGUAUAGGAGAAUUGAUGUAUUGCAAAGCGUCGAAGGGAUCUAAAUUAGCCGUCAAAUGGAAAGGGCCGUAUGAGAUAGUGGAAUGGAAUAAGGACAAGACCGUAGCUAAAUUACAAACACCGAAGGGAUUGAUUCAACGAAAUAUCAAACAGUUACGACGACCGUAA
This is a messenger RNA of Nematocida homosporus, 3519 nucleotides long. RefSeq lists its product as uncharacterized. Gene Ontology annotation, molecular function: nucleic acid binding. The annotation marks the transcript as partial. Gene Ontology annotation, biological process: DNA integration. Lineage: Eukaryota; Fungi; Microsporidia. The record is from RefSeq and is a predicted model, not a curated record. The transcript has a single exon.